Molecule: messenger RNA, 4956 nt
Organism: Conger conger (European conger)
Lineage: Eukaryota; Metazoa; Chordata; Actinopteri; Anguilliformes; Congridae
Gene: pgm5
Product: phosphoglucomutase 5
Exons: 11
Coding region: 442-2145 (567 amino acids)
Biological process (GO): myofibril assembly; carbohydrate metabolic process; striated muscle tissue development
Cellular component (GO): sarcolemma; adherens junction; cell-substrate junction
Molecular function (GO): magnesium ion binding; phosphoglucomutase activity
Source: RefSeq, a predicted model, not a curated record
UUCUCUGUGGCCAAACAGCUCACACUUCAGAUUUCUUUGCUGCGAGGCACAGGAGUCAAAGCGCUCACUUGUUGCCAAAGAGCGAGCUUACAAGGCAAUAAUAGGCCACUUAUAUCGUCUUCUCCGCCCACUGGAACCCGCGACAGUGCCCGUACCGUACGCUCAUCCUGUGUUCGCCACUCUCAGAUAUUGUUGAAGGACUUCCUAUUCUGUUCCGUUAGCUGCAGACGGAGCCCUUGCGAGCUAAUGUGAGGCGAUUUGAAGAGCAGAGGACGGCGGUGGUGGACUUGCAUGCUUCCUCGACUGUUAUAAUAGUUUGGGGCUUUCUCUGAUUUUUUUGUUACGGUGACACACGGGCGACCUCAAAGGAGAGCUUUAGAGCGAGGGACAGUUUCGUGCGCACCUUGGCUGGUUCUGACCAAAAUAAAGAAAUAGGAAAAGAUGGACACAACUCCAAUUCCCGUGUUGACCGUCCAGACGAACCCUUACGAUGACCAGAGACCCGGUGCAAGCGGGCUGAGGAAAAAAACAGCGGUGUUCGAGAGCAAGAGAAACUACCUGCAAAACUACAUCCAGAGCGUACUGUCCUCCAUCGACCUGCGAGACCGACAGGGCUGUACCAUGGUGGUGGGCAGUGACGGCAGGUACUUCAGUCGGACCGCUACCGAGAUCGUCGUCCAAAUGGCCGCUGCUAACGGGAUCGGCCGGCUGGUUAUCGGACACAACGGCAUCCUGUCCACCCCGGCCGUGUCCUGCAUCAUCCGCAAGAUCAAGGCGAUCGGCGGCAUCGUCCUCACCGCCAGCCACAACCCUGGCGGGCCCGGCGGUGACUUCGGCAUCAAGUUCAACGUGGCCAAUGGAGGCCCAUCUCCGGACACUGUUAUGGAUCGGAUCCAUCAGGUCAGCCGGACACUGGAGGAGUUUGCCAUCUGCCCGGACCUCCGCAUCGACCUGUCCAGGCUUGGCCGCCAGGAGUUCGACCUGGAGAACAAGUUCAAACCCUUCAGAGUGGAGAUAGUGGACUCCGUGGAGGUGUACCUGAACAUGCUACGUGGGCUCUUCGAUUUCGGGGCCAUCAAGGGACUGCUGACCGGUCCGGAUCAGCUGAAAAUCCGGAUGGACGCCAUGCAUGGGGUGAUGGGGCCCUACGUCAGGAGGAUCCUGUGUGACGAGCUGGGGGCCCCCGCCAACUCCGCCGUCAACUGUGUGCCCCUGGAGGACUUUGGGGGCCAGCACCCCAACCCCACCCUGACCCACGCCACUGGUCUGGUGGAGUCCAUGAAGGGCGGAGACUUUGGCCUGGGUGCUGCAUUCGACGCGGACGGGGACCGGUACAUGAUCCUUGGUCAGAACGGAUUCUUUGUGAGCCCGUCUGACUCUGUGGCAGUACUGGCCGCCAACCUCUCCUGCAUCCCGCACUUCAGACAGACGGGGCUGCGCGGCUUGGCCAGGAGCAUGCCCACCAGCACCGCCCUCGACAGGGUGGCCAAGGCCCUGAAGGUGGCGCUGUACGAGACGCCCACCGGCUGGAGGUUCUUUGGCAACCUGAUGGAUUCUGGGAGAUGUUCGCUGUGUGGCGAGGAGAGCUUCGGAACAGGUUCGGACCACGUGCGGGAGAAGGAUGGGCUCUGGUCUGUGUUGGCGUGGCUGUCUGUAAUGGCGGUGAGGAAGCAGAGUGUGGAGGAGAUUGUCCGGGAGCACUGGGCCAAGAUGGGCCGCAACUACUUCUGCAGGUUUGAUUACGAGGGCGUUGACCCCAGAGCAGCGUUCUACCUGAUGAGGGAUCUGGAGGGUGUGAUCCAGGACAAGGCCUUCCUCACGCAGAAGUUCGCCGUGGGCAACAACGUGUACAGCGUGGAGAAGGCCGACAACUUUGAGUACAUCGACCCCGUGGACGGGUCUGUGACCCGCAACCAGGGUCUGCGGAUCAUCUUCACGGACGCGUCGCGGCUCAUCUUCAGGCUGAGCGGGACCAGCGGGGGGGCAGGAGCCACCAUCCGAAUCUACGCAGAGAGCUACGAGAGAGACCCUGAGAGACAGAACCGAGAGACACAGGUGGUCCUGGGACCCCUCAUCGCCAUCGCGCUGAAGAUCUCUGAUAUCCACGAGCGGACAGGCCGCCGCGGCCCCAACGUCAUCACCUGAACAGGGCCAGCACCUCGCACCCGGGGCCAAAAAACAGAACCCAGUCUCCACCUGUAUCUACACCCAUCUCUCCAUCCAAACCUACACCUGUCACCCCCUGCAUCUACAUCUGCUUCUAUACCUCUCUCAACCUGCUCCACCAGUCUCUACCUCCAUCUACACCCAUUUCAAUCUGCUUCUACAUCUAUGUCAACCUUCAUUUGCCUGAAUCUAUACUUGCUUCUUCACCUGUGUCUACCCCUACAUUCUCUACCUGUUUUCAACUCCUGCCCCUGUACUGGUAUCGGCACCAUCUCUCACUCCUCUCCCAUAUACACCUGUCUGUAUGCUGGUUAAACCACUCUCAGCUAGUGCCUGACUUUUCAUUAAUGCACCCAUGACACCUUUGCAACAUUAUCUCCUCGCAAUGUUGUCAGAGCAUCAGCAGGUCUUCCUGUGUGCUAUUUCACUCUGUGACCAUAUCGCCCCCUACUGGUCACACCCCUCUUUCAAAAACAGAAAAGGAUGACGGGCGUAAAUAUUCUCCAAAAUGUUGUCAAUGCAUUGAGCCAUAUGCUUGGAACAAUGUUUGCGUAUGUGUAAUGAUGGGCAAAGAACUAUUGCUUUGUCUGAUAGUAUUUUUUUUUGUUGUUGUUUUUUUUUGCGGAACCUUGUCCAGAUGAUGUGCCUUUAGAAAUAUUGAAAUAUUGCGAUAUUUACCCCCUUGAGCUGACUGUAGCCAGGCAUAUCACAGUAAAGAUAGGAUGAAAAGGGAGUUAUGUCUGUACAUUUUCUAUACUGCAAAGAUAACUGAAACAGACAAGCAUGAGAAAACCACAUCAAAGUCAAUAAUAUGAAAAAUGGAUAAAUGUAACUUACCCAAGAAAACACAUGGCACUCUAUUAGAAUAUUGAGUGAGUGAGUGAGUGAGUGAGUGAGUGUGUGAGUGAGUGAGUGAGUGUGUGAGUGAGUGAGUAUGUGAGUGUGUGAGUGAGUGAGUGAGUGAGUAUGUGAGUGUGUGAGUGAGUGAGUGAGUGUGUGAGUGAGUGAGUGAGUGAGUGAGUAUGUGAGUGAUUGAGUGAGUGAGCGAGCUAUAAACAAGGUUGCUGCGCUCCUCUUGUGUUCUUAUCAGCAGUGCUCUCUGCUGAGACAGAUUUGUCACAGUUUAUGAUACAAUCACAUAAAAAGCAUGCCUAUGCACUGAAAUUUGUUUAUAGCCAUACAAAUAUCACACAGAUCUAUCCAGUUCUUUAAGAGAGCAUCACCUGCACUUAGAGUAGUCCACACUGAUAAGGAUUUCUCACCUUUACCUGUAAUUUCCACAUAUAAAGGCAUACUGACAUCUUAUGCAAGUUCCUGCCCUGAGACUGUUGACUGUCAUAAUAUGCUGUGCUGAACUUUCUUCAUUGUUUCAGUGAGUCAGUGCUUCUAUGACCUGGAAUUAUGAUUCAUAUGAGAAUAUUCCUGCUAGAAAUUGGACAAGAGUUCAACCUCUGUCAACAUACACACACACACACACACACACACACACACACACACAAGCAUACACACAUAAAGUGCCUUGUGGAUACUGUGUUUCUGUGAGCUUCAGUAGUAGUAGAACGGCAGACCCCAGUGAUGGUCGGGACUCCGACAGAUGGACACAUACCAGUCGACUGUGGGCUCAUUCCACUCAUCACUUAUUUAUUUCCACCUUUUACCUUUCCUUGCUCCUGACCUGAAAAUCCAUCAGGCUCCAUCAUCUUUAAGGACAUUCCAUCCUCUUAAAUGUUAGAAGUAGAGGUUAGGAACUCCCAAUCUUUCCUUUGAGCAAGAAAACGUCAGCGCAUCCUUUGUGGAAGUAUUUUUCCGGAAGGCCUGAUGUAUAAAUCAUCGGCCUCUGGAGCUGACGUGGCUUUGAACUGACUUUUGAUGGAGCAAGGGAAUUCCAUUUGCCCAUCUUUACUUCUUUUUCUUUAAUCUUUUCCUAGCCUUUCCCGAUGGGUGGAGCAUGGGCCAAGAAAGGGAGACAAGAAAAGGAAAAAGAGGAGAAAUAUAAAAGAUUGGAAUGAUUCCUCUGUCUCCGGGGGUAUAAGGCCUUUGGUCAUAUGCUGUUCCCUUCUUCAUCUCUCAUUAGCACCCCCUCUGGUCAGUGAGGGCGCCUGCAGUCCGCGGCACCAGCUCAGUUAGAAACACGGGCCUUAGGGAAGUAUCUGCACUGCACAUUGACAAAGAAGCGUGCAGAGAGGGUGGCUGCUUCUUAAAUGAUCUGCCAUGGCUACAUGACUGGGAAUUUCUAACUGCGGGAAUAAAAAUUUAGUAAAGAAUUUUUGAGAGGUAAUUCUUUUGGAUGCUUCCAGCCAGUAACUAACUGUUUUAAAACAUAUUUUAAAUGGGUAACCCCCUUAGACACCAGUAACAGUUCUGCAGACCACUGACAGAGUUGCAUCCAGUUGAAGUAUCAUAAAUAUGUAUUUUGUUUGCCUAUGCAUUUUUGCAGUACACGCCUUGUGCGUGUGUUCAAAUCACAGACCACUUGUCAUAAAAAGCACUGAACUAAAAGAACCAGUCACUCUAAUUCUGCUCUCUGACUUGCCAUUGGGUAACAAAACUAUCAGUGGCAGAUGUUUUUAAAUUACAGAGGACCUUUUUUUCAUGAAGGAUUUUAAUCAAUGCUAUGCAAUCACAGAAACGACAAACAGAUGGAAGUAUGAGGUUUUGUUCAAAAGUAUGGAUUGAAAGGAAGGGGUUUUCAGUGCACAGCUAAAAUCCCCAGAUUCCUCCCUGGUGAUUUGGAAGAAAUUUUUCUUCAGCUGUAUUUAAAUUUUUAAAUAAACAAUGUUUUGUGUGAAA